Molecule: messenger RNA, 2119 nt
Organism: Aureobasidium subglaciale EXF-2481
Lineage: Eukaryota; Fungi; Ascomycota; Dothideomycetes; Dothideales; Saccotheciaceae
Exons: 3
Coding region: 216-1700 (494 amino acids)
Biological process (GO): intracellular potassium ion homeostasis; regulation of membrane potential; proton export across plasma membrane
Cellular component (GO): plasma membrane
Molecular function (GO): sodium:proton antiporter activity
Source: RefSeq, a predicted model, not a curated record
CCAAACUCUUCAUCUAAUUCAAUUUCCCCAAAAGUGUUCUUGUCUUGAACCCAGUCAACUGCAGGCGUUCUGGAAGGCGUUCUAGGAAGUGUUUCUCUUUACCCCAUCACCAAGUCGAUACCCUUCGGCCCCAUCGUUUCAAUUCAACAUCCGCGGGCCGAUCAACAAACCGCGAUUUGGAGGCUCUUACCCUCCAUCUCCAUUAACUCGGCACCAUGGUUUGGGAACAGCUUGAACCGACGCCGCCCCAUCUUUCAUACCUGCUAAUCUCGUCCUUUUUGAUCGUCUAUUGUCUUUUCGCUACCUUUGUCAGAAAUCGACUCCAUCUGUCGGAGCCACCAUUGGCACUUCUGGUUGGUAUUCUUCUGGGGCCAAGAUUACUUGGCUGGCUCAAUCCAAACUACUGCUCUCAGCAAGGAUGCAAUGGCGAUGAAAGCAGCGAGAGAUGGGGAUGGGGAGAUACUCAAAUCCAAGAGAUAUCUCGCGUUAUUCUUGGUGUACAGGUCUUCACUGUUGGUGUUGGUCUUCCCAAGUUCUAUGCCUCUAAGCACUGGAAGAGUGUUGGUAUCCUUUUGACAAUCGUCAUGACCGCUGGCUGGUUUAUCUGUGCUCUUUUUGCCGCCUUGAUGUUCAAGACAGACAUCGCCACUGCCCUGACUAUCGCCGCCUGUCUGACACCCACCGAUCCCGUUCUGUCGGCGUCCAUUCUCUCAAACAGUCAAUUCAGCGGAAGGGUACCAAAACGCAUCAAGGACAUGUUGGCUGCCGAAUCCGGUUGCAACGAUGGAAUAUCAUUCCCGUUCCUCUACAUCGGAUUGUACGCACUCAUUCAUGCUACCCCCAAGGAGGCCGUCAAGGAGUAUUUCCUCAUUACCAUUCUCUGGCAGUGUACUCUAGGCAUCAUUAUCGGUCUUGUCAUUGGCACCGUUUUCAACAGGCUCUUGCGCUUCUCUGAUAGCCGCAAAUAUGUCGACCCUGCCGGUAUGAUCGUCUUCUAUCUAUUGCUCGCGAUCUUCAGUGUCGGUGUAGGCAGCAUCCUGGGCUCGGAUGAUUUCCUUGUCGCUUUCGGCGCUGGGUAUGGUUUUGCUCGAGACGGCUGGUUUAGAAAGAAGAUCAAGGACGCUCAUCUUCCAGAUGUGACCGACCUUCUGCUCAACUCUGCCAUGUUCAUCUACCUCGGUACCAUCAUCCCCUGGGAGGCCUUUGGAGCUCGCGACAUCACUCCCAACGUCACGCCCUGGAGACUCUUCGGUUUUGCCGUCUUGGUCCUGCUUUUCCGACGCAUCCCCAUCAUGCUUUUAAGUUACAAGAUCAACCCGGACAUUCGCACAUUCCGCGAAGCACUCUUUUGCGGACAUUUCGGCCCUAUGGGUCUCGGUGCAGUCUUCCUCGCCAUUGAAGCUCGCGCCACUCUCGAGACUGGAACUAGCGAGCCUCUACCUCAGCCUCCUAGCUUUAAGCCACCUUACAGUGAUCGUGAGAGAGCUGUCGGGAUGCUGUGGCCCGUUGUCUGCUUCGUCGUCAUGAGCAGCACUUUUGUGCACGGACUGAGUGUUCUGGCUCUCAGUAUCUCCAGCCAUUUCCGCAGAAAUGAGGGUGAGAGAGCGCCACUUUUGGCUCAGGAGACUGAUCCCCUGGAUGGUAUGGAGCAUGAACGUCCUGAGGAUAUGGAUACGGAUAUGGAGGAGGACGAGGAAUAGAGAUGUUGCUGCAGACAUGGAGAAGGAGACAGGAGGCUUGCUUUGAUAAAAUGAAACAAAAAACUAGGCUGUCGUCCUUCUAUGGAAAACAUAAGACAACUGGCCAAUUGUAGACACCGGGGUCUAGCUCGUUGUGACGCAGAAUGCAUAGACCUCUAUACAAUCAACAAUGUGGACCAACUCUCCUUUGAUCCAUCUACGCUCUUGUACUGAUGACCUUCUCUUUUCCAGCUAUGUGCGUUUGUCGUGUAACUUCAAGUCUCUUAGUCCAUCCAUCUGGAGACAGUAACCCAACUACGACGCACAGAGUGUCUUCUUCCAACACCAUCUUCCUGUUCAGUCUCUCCCAUUCCACUUCCUUGAUUGUCGUCCUCGACCGAAGGCUGAAUGUCCUGAUCAUCCUCUGUAACGCCGUCGAC